Jatropha curcas is the source of this 1157-nucleotide messenger RNA. The record is from RefSeq and is a predicted model, not a curated record. NCBI's taxonomy places the organism in Eukaryota, Viridiplantae, Streptophyta, Magnoliopsida, Malpighiales, Euphorbiaceae.
UAUCCCAGAGCUUCGGAAGAGCAUGUCCCACUAUCAUCUCGCCUUGGAGCUGCAUCUUCCCUCUCUACGGGACUAUUGGUUGAUACAAACCUUGACACAUCAGUCCCUGAUGCUUAUAGGCCACCUCCUCCACCUAUGCCAUUUGAUGUGGCUCCAGGACGUCCUCAAACUCCAGUAGGGGCUCAGGAAACUUUCAGCAAUAAGGAUGAUGCAGCAGAACAAACAGCAAAUUCUGGUUCUGUUCAAGAAACAACUGGCAUCAAUACUCUAGAAAUUUCAGCUAAGUGUGAAGACAUAAAGGAGUCAGACUGUAAAGCACAAAAUAAUAAUAUAGAAUUUGAUUCAGCAAAGGAGCUAGAUGUUGAGCUCUCAAAGUCAGUUGAACCUAUUGUUUCAGCAACAGAGGAGGAGGAUGUCUGUCCCAUCUGUCUGGAAGAGUAUGAUGCAGAGAAUCCUAAAAUUACUACGAAAUGUGAGCACCAUUUUCAUCUUGCUUGCAUUCUUGAAUGGAUGGAAAGAAGCGAAACCUGUCCUGUUUGUGAUAAGGAGAUGAUAAUUGACCCUCCUAUUGAUUAGUAGCGAUGCUGAAACUUCAACCUCGGUCAACUUCUAUGCUGUUUGAAUUAAGUUUGAGAAGCAAAAUUUACAAAUGCACAAAUUUGAGUCGUUUGUGUCCAUUUUCCAUUGGUUGGCACAGUUUUUGCUGCAGAUGUUUCUUUUACUUUCUGAAGAGUCGAUGCCCGUUUCGAUGCAUAUUGUGUUUGUGCCUCAAGUACUGCAUACAUAAAAAAAUAAAAAAAAAACGAAUGAGAACAAAAAGGGACAGGGUUUGGAUGCGAAAAAAAAAAAAGAUAUGUGCAUUGCAUUCAAUUUAUAUGGUAAAUUAGUGUUGGCGAUAUAAUGGCUAAAUUUGCUUAAUAGGGUGCAUGUCCAAAGAUUUUGUUGUUGAUGGGCUUUCCCUUCCUCCCCUACUCCUCCCCCUCUGUCCCCUAGUAUAGAUUUUAUGCAAUUUACAAACUGAAACAGCAUUUUUCACUAGUCAGUUGCUUCUUGUUUGUUAGAUUAUUUAUGUAAAUAGUACAAAUCUGAUUUUCACAUGAAGGUUUGGUUUUUGUUGACUUUAGAGAUUAAUGAUUUGCACAACUCAUUUCAAAGCA